CUGCUUUUCCCCCAAUUAGAACUUUUCACUCUCCUUUUCCCCCACUUUUAACUUUUCACUCCUUCAGCCCCUCCAUUCCUCGUGGCGUCCUCACUGUCCUAUUUAUGUGAAUCUGAGACAGUUUUUCUUCAAUCCUCGUCUUAUUCUUCCACAGACUGGGAUCGAAACUCAAUUAGAUAUGGGUUGUCGAUUCCAGGUUUCGCUGCUCUUCCUCUGCUUUUCCCUCCUGCUUCUAGGAGGCAGAGCAGAGCAAGAGCAAGAGCAAGAGCAAGAGCAAGAGCAGUUUUACAAUGGGAGCAGCUCAGGAGAUAGAAUGCUUGUGGGUAGCUGCAAUUUGUUUCAAGGAAGCUGGGUUUUUGAUGCUUCCUAUCCUCUUUAUGAUUCUUCUAGCUGUCCCUUUAUAGAUCCAGAAUUCAAUUGCCAAAAGUAUGGAAGACCAGAUAAGAUCUACCUCAAGUACAAGUGGAAGCCACUGGGUUGUGAUCUCCCAAGGUUUAAUGGGUUGCAAUUCCUGAUGAACUGGAAAGGGAAGAAGAUUAUGUUUGUGGGUGACUCACUGAGCCUAAAUCAGUGGGAAUCACUAAACUGCUUGAUUCAUGCUUCAGUGCCCAACGCAAGGACCACUGUUGUGAGGACUGGCACUCUUUCUUCUGUAACAUUCAUGGACUAUGGAGUUACGGUGCUCCUAUAUCGGACACCAUACCUUGUGGAUCUAGUAAGUGAAAAAGUGGGGCUGGUUCUAAAGCUCGAUUCCAUCCAAGCUGGGAACGCAUGGAAAGGCAUGGAUAUGUUGAUCUUCAACUCUUGGCACUGGUGGACUCACACAGGAAGAAGUCAACCGUGGGACUACAUACAAGAAGGUAAAAAUUUGUACAAAGACAUGGAUCGUCUGAUUGCUUACUAUAAAGGGCUAACUACGUGGGCCAGAUGGGUAAACCUCAAUGUGGAUCCCACCAAAACUAAGGUCUUCUUUCAGGGAAUCUCUCCCACCCAUUACCAGGGAAAGGAUUGGAAUCAACCAUCGAAAAGCUGCUCAGGAGAGUUGCAGCCAUUAUCAGGGCCGAUAUAUCCGGGUGGCAUACCACCGGAAGCGAUUGUGGUGAACAAAGUGUUGGGAAGAAUUAGGAAACCAGUGUAUCUAUUGGACAUAACAAGGCUAUCACAGCUCAGAAAGGACGCACACCCCUCCACUUACAGUGGUGACCAUAGUGGUCUCGAUUGCAGCCAUUGGUGCCUCCCUGGACUUCCAGAUACUUGGAACCAGCUUCUCUACGCUGCUCUUACCGGCGUUUGACAAUCCCUCGCCGCCGAUAAUGAUGAUGAUGAUGAUAAUAUGAUAUGAUAUGAUGAAUUGCCAUUCUUAUAACUCACAGCAUUGUUUGCCCCCACAUUUUUUUUUCCUUCUUUUUUUUUAGAAUUUAGUUUUUUUUUUUUUUUUUUUUUUUCGCCCUUUGUGAGAGUAGGUAAUAAUGGGGCUGAUCAUCUAUCGAAUUGUAAAGUAAAUGUCUGUUUGAUGCCCCACCAGCUUGGAGGUUGUUACUUUUUAUGAGGUUGUAACCAACCUCAACUAUACCUUUUAUGGUCAUGAAAGUACCAUUUAUAUUGGAUGGUUCA
Messenger RNA from Macadamia integrifolia, 1614 nucleotides. RefSeq names its product protein trichome birefringence-like 39. The transcript has 5 exons. Bases 179 to 1294 code for a protein of 371 amino acids. Lineage: Eukaryota; Viridiplantae; Streptophyta; Magnoliopsida; Proteales; Proteaceae. The record is from RefSeq and is a predicted model, not a curated record. Gene Ontology annotation, molecular function: O-acetyltransferase activity. Gene Ontology annotation, cellular component: Golgi apparatus.